Messenger RNA from Cooperia oncophora, 372 nucleotides. The record is from the annotation of a GenBank genome assembly. NCBI's taxonomy places the organism in Eukaryota, Metazoa, Nematoda, Chromadorea, Rhabditida, Trichostrongylidae.
AUGGCAUCUCGUACUACUAGAAUAGCUUUGCGAAAUAUUCCACGAUUGAUCCAACAAUCGCAGCGCAAUGGCGCCCAUUUCUCAUUUUUCCCGUCCGAAAUGAAGCCGGAAAUAGCCAGUGGUCCAACCGAGAAAAUGAACGUCUGCCAAGCUGUGAAUAGUGCUUUACAUGUCGCUAUGGAAACGGACAAAACGGCAGUACUUUUUGGUGAAGACGUUGCAUUUGGUGGUGUGUUUAGGUGUUCCGUCGGGUUGAAAGACAAGUACGGCGCAGAUAGAGUGUUCAACACUCCUUUGUGUGAACAAGGUAUUGUCGGUUUUGGCAUAGGUGUAGCUGUAGGGCGAAGUAACGCGAUACUGAAAUACCAUUAG